This is a messenger RNA of Condylura cristata (star-nosed mole), 2061 nucleotides long. RefSeq names its product ALG1, chitobiosyldiphosphodolichol beta-mannosyltransferase (gene ALG1). The transcript has 13 exons. The record is from RefSeq and is a predicted model, not a curated record. NCBI's taxonomy places the organism in Eukaryota, Metazoa, Chordata, Mammalia, Eulipotyphla, Talpidae. Gene Ontology annotation, cellular component: endoplasmic reticulum. Gene Ontology annotation, molecular function: mannosyltransferase activity. The coding region runs from base 7 to 1401 and encodes 464 amino acids.
GCCAAAAUGGCGGCGUCCUGCGUGGCGCUGCUGGCUCUGUGUGUGUCCCUACCGCCGCUGCUGCUGGUCGCGUGGAAGCGCUGGCGGCGGGGGCGCGCGGCCCGGCACGUCGUGGUCGUGGUGCUGGGCGACGUGGGCCGCAGCCCCCGCAUGCAGUACCACGCACUGUCGUUGGCCGAGCGCGGUUUCUCCGUGUCCCUCCUGGGGUUCUGCAACUCCAAACCCCACGACAAGCUCCUGCAGAAUGACAGAAUUCAGAUUGUGAGUUUGACUGAACUUCAGAGACUUGCAGUGCUACCUCAGAUCCUCCAGUAUGGAGUCAAAGUUGUGUUUCAGGCAGUGCACUUGCUGUGGAAGUUGAUGUGGAGGUUGCCCGCAGCCUACAUUUUUCUCCAGAACCCCCCGGGCCUGCCCGCCAUUGCCGUCUGCUGGUUCGUGGGCUGCCUCUGUGGGAGCAAGCUGGUCAUCGACUGGCACAACUACAGCUACUCCAUUAUGGGUCUUGUGCACGGCCCCAGCCACCUGCUCGUCCUGCUGGCCAAGUGGUACGAGAAGCUCUGCGGGCGCCUGUCCCACCUGAACCUGUGUGUGACCGACGCCAUGCGGGAGGACCUGGCAGAGAACUGGGGCAUCAGAGCUGUGACCGUCCACGACAGGCCCGCAUCUUUCUUUAAAGAGACGCCCUUGCAUCUGCAGCACCAGCUCUUCAUGAAGCUGGGCCGCACCUACCCCGCCUUCAGGGCCUGCACUGAGCCCUCGGACCCGGGUGCGGAGAGGUCGGCCUUCACGGAGCGGGCCACACGGAGCGGGCUGGUGACGAGGCGUGGGGGGCGGCCAGCGCUGUUGGUCAGCAGCACGAGCUGGACAGAGGACGAGGACUUCUCCAUCCUGCUGGCAGCACUAGAAAGGUUUGAGCGGCUGGUCCUGGAGGGGGCGCGCCUGCCCUCGCUGGUCUGCGUGAUCACAGGCAAAGGGCCCCUGAAGGAGUUCUACGGCCGCCUCAUCGGCCAGAAGCACUUCCGGCACAUCCAGAUCUGCACCCCGUGGCUGGCGGCGGAGGACUACCCCCUGCUCCUGGGCUCGGCGGACCUGGGCGUGUGUCUGCACAAGUCCUCCAGCGGCCUGGACCUGCCCAUGAAGGUGGUGGACAUGUUUGGCUGCUGCCUGCCUGUGUGCGCCGUCCGCUUCCGCUGCUUGCACGAGCUUGUGAGGCACGAGGAGAACGGCCUGGUGUUCACGGACGCCGAGGAGCUGGCCGCUCAGCUGCAGCUGCUUUUCUCAAAUUUUCCCGACCCUUCUGGCAAGCUACACCAGUUCCGGAGGAACCUGCAGGAGUCAGGGCAGCUCAGCUGGGACGAGAGCUGGAGGCGCACGGUGCUCCCACUGAUUGUGGACACGUGACCCCAGACCAAGGCCCCAGCCCCGCGCUCAUCCCUGCUGGACGGUGGUGGGACCUGCAGGUUGAGCCCGAGCCCCUUGCUGCCUCCUCCCUCUGCCAGCUGGGGCCCAGGUCCUGGGCAAACGUGGGGAACAGCACCGCCCAGUGGCCGCAGACGGAAGGACGCGGCGCCUGGCCGUGGCUCCUGGCUUGCAGCCGCCCAGCCUGUGUCCUUCUCCAAGGCUCCGGGCCACUCCUUUCCUCCUGUUCCCCGAGCCGCGUCUUCCCCCAGCUCAUUACUAUUCUUUUCUUGGCUGUGGUGUCUUCACCCUGCUGUCUCUAGGCAUCCCCUUUGCAGGCAUCUGCCCCGCGGAGCCCCAGUACCUGUUCCCCCUUGAACACAGCCCCACGCAGGCGCUGAGGGCCGCUGUGUCCAGGGGCGGCACUCGAGGCACACAAGGGUGGCUUUUUAGUUGCCCAAGUAAGAUAGUUUCUCUGGACCAAAAUUCCCGUUUCUGACAGAUGUGGUUUGCCUGAGAAUCAAAAUUAGGGCCGCCCUUGUCGGUGCAGGGGGUCAGUCUCAGCGCUGUCGUGCCUCAGCCUGGGUCCAACCCCCGGCCAGGGAGUGACCCACACGGCGCCGCAGACCCUCCUGUGUCCCCACUGCUCCCCUCAGCGGUCGA